UCCUUCCUACCGCGUGCACACCCCACAUCGCCUCGUCUACUCAAGGAUGGCCGCCUCCUCAUCUUCGUCCGCAGAGGUCGCCGUAGAGGUCGCUGAUCCCCUCGUGCUCCUUCUUCAACACGCCGCUUCCCUACCCGACCUCACCUAUACAGAUUCAUCCGGUAACCCCACAUCCGAUCUUCUCACCUCUUCAUUUAUCCACUUUCCCUCACAACCUUCCGCGCCCAUCGCACGAGGCACAAGGACAAGAGUCGUCCGAUCGAGGAACAGCGUUGCUCUGCAGAGAUCAUCGGCCUCGACUCCAGAAGCGCCGCAAGAAGGACAAGAAGAUGACUUUAUGCCCUUGGAUGCUCUCGUCUUCCUGCUGCAGACACAGGGCGAUGCAGCUGGUAUCUACGUCGCCAAAGCAACCAGGGAGAGGGUAGCUCGAGUGGAGAUUCUGGAUCGACCUAGUCUCCUCGACUUACUGCUUGGCAAGAAGACGGAAUCUCAGUGCGAAGUCGUACUGAGCCAAGAAGAAUGUGCAGCCAGGAAUCGUAGGAGGGAGGCCGGUGCAGCAGCUGCUGCUCCUGCUUCAGGUCAAGAGGCAGUCACAGGGGAGCAAGGAGAUGCGGGUAUCUCGGAUGCAUCGCUCGUGGCCAUCAGCGCUGGACUGCAUCCCCUCCUCUCGACUAGCAAGCGUCCUUACAUUGCCUCUAAGCAGGACCAGGCGUUUGUCAAGCGCCUGAGAGCAAGCGAGGUGGUGCUACGCGACCGGACGUGGGCCUUUAGGUGUGUGAAGCCCAGCUCAGGCGGUGGAGCAGAUGAUGAUGAACAAGCAGAGAGGGCCAAUGGCGGAGGAGUUGCAACCGUCAUGAACGGCAAGACACCUGUGAGCAAGGACGUGGACUUCACUGGCCUGAGGAGAAGUGCAAUGGGAAGGGUCGCAGCUGUCAGGAAAGGAGCAGCACCGGGCGCCCCCUCUACAUCGUCCGCAAAAGGCCCGGUCCCUACCGCUCCCCCGGCAAGCAACUUGGGCAGAUCAGCAAAACAUCGUCGUCUGGAUCCUAUCAUCAUCCUGCCCUCUUCCCCUUCGUCACUCCUGACGCUUGCGAACAUCAAGCUGUUCCUGGAAGAAGGUCAAUAUGUGCCGGCAGGUUCUAGCUCCAUGCUAGCGCCCACUGGAGGCUCAAACGAGGUAGUCGUGAUCAACCGACCCAAGGGCGGCAGGUUCUUAGCCAUCGACAGUCUGGACGCUCUGAAUCGUCUGGGAGCUUCGCGAGAUGGGACAGGUAGCGAUCCAUGGAAGAGGGUUGUCUGCGUUGUGACUACUGGACAAAAGUGGCAAUUCAGGGGUUACCGCUGGGAGGAAGGCAGGGAAUUGUUCAAGAAUGUGUUUGGUCUAUACGCCUACUACAAGAACAGUCCGAAAGACCCCAAUGUGAGGGAGUGGAAUGUGACGGAGCUUCCGCUGGAACAGGACAAGCGCCAUCAUGAUCGUCAAGUCAGUGCGCACUUUUGGCGUCAGCUGGAAGGGUGGAUUCAGAGGAAGAAGCCUGAGCUAGCAUGAGAGGAGCGCUGGGCGGUGGGGCUGCCAGAGGUACUAGCAUCUAGGGCAAUCUCAAUUCAAUGGUAUCAAUGUACGAUGCUUGUGAUUUUCGAUGAGUGCGCCGAUUCGAAGCAGUGGUGGUGGUGGUGGUGGUGGUGCUGUGUGUCUACAUAAUACAAUGCCGCGAUCUGUGCGGGGUAUGGGUCCUUGUCGUCGUCUAGCAUGCUGAACCCCCUCUCCCAAACCCAAUCUACGAGAGUACCUUAUCGGCCUCUCCCCUAUUUGCACUCGCCUCAUCCUGUCUCUGUCUAUACCGCUGCAACAACUUCUCCCUCUCCAACAAUUUCCACUUUUCAAUUUCCGCUUCACUAGCCACCAUUCCCUUUCUACCCAACUCUGUUCUAGCUCGAUC
Messenger RNA from Microstroma glucosiphilum, 1940 nucleotides. Its product is annotated as CDC73-domain-containing protein. Gene Ontology annotation, biological process: positive regulation of transcription elongation by RNA polymerase II; transcription elongation by RNA polymerase II. The record is from RefSeq and is a predicted model, not a curated record. Gene Ontology annotation, molecular function: RNA polymerase II complex binding. The coding region runs from base 47 to 1549 and encodes 500 amino acids. Gene Ontology annotation, cellular component: Cdc73/Paf1 complex. NCBI's taxonomy places the organism in Eukaryota, Fungi, Basidiomycota, Exobasidiomycetes, Microstromatales, Microstromataceae. The transcript is spliced from 2 exons.